Messenger RNA from Salarias fasciatus (jewelled blenny), 3715 nucleotides. RefSeq names its product vacuolar protein sorting-associated protein 18 homolog. Gene Ontology annotation, biological process: organelle fusion; endosome organization; lysosome organization. The transcript has 9 exons. Lineage: Eukaryota; Metazoa; Chordata; Actinopteri; Blenniiformes; Blenniidae. Gene Ontology annotation, cellular component: endosome; HOPS complex. The record is from RefSeq and is a predicted model, not a curated record. Gene Ontology annotation, molecular function: protein-macromolecule adaptor activity. The coding region runs from base 272 to 3220 and encodes 982 amino acids.
CUAUGCUGUGUACAAGGAAGCUAAGCUAUCCGCUAUGACUUGGCACGAAUGAUUGAAAUUUCAUUCACUAUUGAGUUUAUGCGGCAGAAUAUAUAUCCACUGGCGUUUUUUUUUUGUUUUUCUACACUUUGGAAGGAGGAAGGAGAAACGUUCAUGAGAUAAGUAGCUACUAGCUUGUUCGUCAUGCCGCUCUAGCACUGAAUCGUCGAGGGCUUUUGGAAAAAUCUCAUUUCUUUACAACUGAUAAAGUAAGUAGCCGACUGUGCAUUUAAUGAUGGCUUCGAUCCUGGAUGAGUACGAGGACUCCCAGAUCAGCAGGCCGAGCGCGCAGCAGCACAGCCGCCUGGCAUCCACCAUCGGGAUAACGCACUCAGGCUUCGUCAAUGUGAGACUCGAGGAAGAGAAGCCGAUAUUCAACAAGCAGAGGAUCGACUUCACACCACCAGAGAAGAUAAACCACCUGGCGGUCUGCAACAACCAGCUGUGCAUGAGUCUGGGAAAAGAUACCCUGCUCAGGAUUGAUUUAGCCAAACCAGAUCAACCCAACCAGACUGAUUUAGGAAGGAAAGAUGACAGCAAAGUGCACAAAUUAUUCUUGGACCCUACAGGCUCCCAUCUGCUGAUCAGCCUGAGCACCAGUGAGUGUCUCUACCUUAACAGAAACACCCAGAAGGUUCGCAGCCUGUCCCGCUGGAGGGGCCACCUCAUCGAGAGUGUGGGCUGGAACAAGCUGCUGGGCAAUGAGACCAACACAGGACCAAUUCUGGUGGGAACCAGCCAAGGCAUCAUCUUUGAGGCGGAGAUCUCUGCAACAGAGGGCAGCCUGUUCAACACCAAUCCAGAUCAGUACUUCAGACAGGUCCACUCUGUGGAGGAGGAUGGCAGGCCUGCACCUGUGUGCUGCUUGGAGAUAGAGCGCGGCCUGGAAAACAAGUACUUCAUCAUAGCCACCACCAGAAAGCGUCUGUUCCAGUUUGUUGGCAAGGUGGCCGAGGGAUCAGAACAGCAAGGCUUCAGCUCCAUCUUCAACCAGAAUCAGGAUCUGCUGCCAAGCUUCCAGGAGUUCCCAGCCAACAUGGGAUACAGUGAGAUCACCUUCUACACCUCAAAGCUUCGAAAUUCUCCUAAGGCGUUCGCGUGGAUGAUGGGUAAUGGAGUUCUGUAUGGUCAGCUGGACUACGUCAGACCUGAUUCUCUGCUGAGCGACGUGCAGGUAUGGGAGUACACUCCGGAUGUAGACCUCAGUCUCAACAAGCCCAUUUCCAUCGUGCUGACACAGUUCCACUUCCUGCUGCUGCUUCAUGACAGAGUCAAGGCCAUCUGCACUCUGAAUGGACAGGUUGUAUAUGAGGACGUGUUCCCAGACAAAUUUGGCACCCUUAAGAGGAUGAUCAAAGAUCCAGCCGGCGGCUUGGUCUGGAUCUACACUGAAAAGGCAGUUUUUCGGUAUCACAUCCAGCGUGAGUCCAGAGAUGUGUGGCAGAUGUACAUGAGUAUGAAUAAAUUUGACCUGGCCAAGGAGUACUGCCGGGACCGGCCCGAAUGCAUGGACAUGGUGCUGGCCAAGGAGGCCGAGCACUGCUUCCAGAACAAGCGAUACCUUGAAAGUGCCAAGUGCUAUGCUCUGACCCAGAACUAUUUUGAAGAGAUAGCACUGAAGUUCAUCGAAGCCAAACAAGAGGAAGCCUUGAAGGAGUUCUUAUUGAAGAAAUUAAACAAUCUCAAGCAGAGUGAGAGAACGCAGAUCACUCUGCUGGUCACCUGGCUCACCGAGCUCUACCUGAACCGCCUCGGUCAGCUGGAGAGUGACGGCAACAGCGUCAUCUUCCAGGAGACCCGCGAUGAGUUCCGCCAGUUUAUGAGCAGCUCCAAGAACAAGGAGUGUCUGUUCAACAAUCGCAGCACCAUCUAUGACUUGCUGGCCAGCCACGGCAACGUGGAAGACAUGGUUUACUUCUCAGUCGUCAUGCAGGACUAUGAGAGGGUGAUAUCCCACUACUGUCAGCACGACGAUUACAGCGCCGCCCUGGACGUCCUCGCCAAGCACUGUGAUGAAAAACUCUUUUACAAGUUCUCCCCAGUCUUAAUGCAGCACAUUCCCAAGAAAGUAGUCGACGCGUGGAUCCAAAUGGGCAAACGGCUGGACCCGAAGAAGCUCAUUCCAGCUCUGAUGAACUACAGUCAAAUGGGCAGCACCCAGCAAAUCAACGAAACCAUCCGCUACAUGGAGUUCUGUGUGUACGAGCUGACUGUGACAGAAGAGGCCAUCCAUAACUACCUCCUGUCACUUUAUGCCAAAUACAAACCCGACUCUCUCCUGUGGUAUCUGGAGCAGGCCGGUACACACGCAUCAGAGAUCCAUUAUGACUUGAAGUACGCCCUCAGGUUGUGUGCAGAGCACGGCUACCUCAGAGCCUGCGUCCUUGUUUACAGGAUUAUGGAACUAUAUGAAGAAGCAGUGGAUCUUGCCCUUCGGGUGGAUGUUGAUCUGGCCAAGGUAUGCGCUGAUCUGCCUGAAGAUGAUGAGGAGAUGAGGAAAAAGCUCUGGCUGAAGAUUGCGAGGCAUGUGGUACAGGAGGAAAAAGAUGUGAAGAAAGCCAUGAACUGUUUGUCCAGCUGCAACCUGCUCAAAAUCGAAGACAUCCUGCCCUUCUUUCCAGAUUUUGUCACCAUUGAUCACUUUAAGGAAGCCAUCUGCGGCUCUCUAGAAGAGUAUAACCAGCACAUUGAAGAACUGAAGCAGGAAAUGGAGGAGGCCACAGAGAGUGCUAAACGCAUCAGAGAGGACAUUCAAGAAAUGAGGAACAAGUAUGGAGUUGUGGAUUCUCAGGAAAAGUGCGCCGCUUGUGACUUCCCCUUGCUCAACAGGCCAUUCUAUCUGUUCCUGUGUGGGCACAUGUUUCACUAUGACUGCUUGUUCCAGGAGGUGACCCCUCAUUUGUCAGCCUACAAGCAGGGGCGUCUGGAGGAGCUCCAGAAGAAGCUGGCUGCGACGGCACAGUCAUCCAAAUCACGCCACCGCCCGGCACCAAAAGACGAAGGGGACACUUCAAGCUUGGGAAAAGGCAGCGCAGGAACGAGCCGCGAACAAAUAAAGUCUGACAUUGACGACAUCAUCGCAUCCGAGUGCGUGUACUGUGGCGAACUGAUGAUCAAAUCCAUCGACAAGCCUUUCAUCGAUCCACAGAAGUUUGAGGAGGAGAAAUCCAGCUGGCUAUGAACAGUGACUUUUCUCAUGUCUGUAGGAAAUGAAGACAAACAACUGCCUGCUAUCUACAUGUUAAAAGUGUGCGAAUCCAGUGGAUACAGACAUCUGUUUGUCUGUUGGUAGAGUGCCUACUGUUGUACACAUUCUCAUCUUCACAAACUACUCGUUUUGUGUUUGUGUUUUAAAUGUAUGGGAAGGUAAUUGCACUUUAAGUAGGAAUUGACAUUGGGCAAUAAUCUUUGGGCAUGUAGUCAAGUCAGGACUCUUCAUACACCAUACAUGGGCCCGAUAGAAUAGAACUGCACUAAACAAAUUUCAUUAUGUAUCUGCUCUUCUUUGGAUGAUUAAAAACAUUACAUGUACACUUAAUAAUAAUCAGUUCAAUCUGAGCUCGAAUCAUUUUGUGCUUUUGUCGUUUGGCCUGAUUUAAGAUGGAAAGUUGGAUUAUUUCUUAAAAUGCAAUGUUUUACAGUUGAAAUGUGAACAAUUAAAGCUUAUCAGUUUUGA